Molecule: messenger RNA, 4563 nt
Organism: Mytilus californianus (California mussel)
Lineage: Eukaryota; Metazoa; Mollusca; Bivalvia; Mytilida; Mytilidae
Exons: 14
Coding region: 2-3157 (1051 amino acids)
Cellular component (GO): npBAF complex
Source: RefSeq, a predicted model, not a curated record
AAUGGCUGACGAUGGAACCGGCAAAAUCGAAAGCGCAGAACAAAGAACUGAUAUGAAUAUACCAGAAGGUGAUGAAAAGGUUGAACAAAAAGGGAUGGAACAAGAUAUCCAGAAAGAAAAUGAGACCUCUGUAGCAAGUUUGAAAGUUGAUAUUGAAUCUGAAAAGUGUCUGGAAAAAAUAUCAAAGCCUGAAUCAAAUAUAGAGGAAGAGACACUUGUUGACAUUAGUACUGAUAUAACAAAAAGUAAGAAGGCAGACGAAAUAAAGGACUAUGAUUGUUCUGAAAAGGAAUGUGAACAAGUACAUGUUACUAAAGAACAACCAAAAUCUGAUUUUGGUUUAUCUGAAAAUGCGCAAAAAAGGGAAAUCCCUGAUCCUAUUACUUUACAAAAAACUACUAAUGUAAAUCCUGGUAUGGAUAUUGAGACCACAUGCUUGAGUACUGUUGAUAAAACCAAUAUGAACGCAGUCACAGACAGUGAUAAUAUUUAUAUUGCUAAUAAAGUUUCUAUUGAUACUGAAUCAGAUCAAGAUGAAUCUGAAAAUACUGACAGUAGAGUUACUGUGAAAAAUGACAACCAAGAAAAUAUAAACAUUCCUGAAAUGUUUGAAUCUACUAAUGAGACCAGAUCUGAAUUAAGGCUUUUAGGGAAUAAUGACAUGAUACAAUCUAAAGAAAGCACUGAACGUGUAAAUGUAGAACUAUCAAAAACCUCAGAAAAUAAGGAAAAGAAAAAUGCUGUUGAUAAGAACAGUUCAAAAGUUGUGGAUUUACAAGAGUUGGGAGCUUCAAAUCAGACUGACAGCCCAUGUACUACUUCUAAAAAGGAAGAGUCUGAUGGUCAUUUGAGGGAUAUAGAAAGAGGGACCCACAAUUACUCUGAAUCACACGAUAACAGUGAAAUUUCAAAGGAACAAGCUAUUGUAGCAGACAAAUCUGUAGAUGAUAUUUCUAGUGAUCAAAAUAAAUUCCUACAUGUAACUCAAUCUGAUGUACAAAUGUCAGCAACUUGCUCUAGUAAAAAUAUAGAACAAGAUUUAUCAAAUACUUCUGGUUCUGUUAAUGACCAAACUUCUAACAAAAUUACUGUAAAGGAUGUACAAAAUGAAACUUUGGAAAAUAUAGCUAAUUUGGAAAACCCAGUUGUGUCUGAUAAAGACGGAGAAGAAUCUGAAAUGGAAAUAGAUAAAAUUGUGUCAAAACAAUCGGAAACUCAAUCUUCAGAUCAUGGUGAAAUAGACAAAAUUGAGUUGAACCAAUUAGAAACCCAAUCUUUAGAUCAUGAAGAAAAAGAUAAAAUGGAGUUGAAACAAUCAGAAAGCCAAUUGUUAGAUCAAGAGUCAAAUGUUAAAGAUCUUCAGUCUGACAUAUCAGAUGAUGAAGACAGCAGACAUGAAACAGAAAACAAUGGAGAACAAAAUCUGAAUACAAGGACUACAGUUGAGUAUGAUUCAUUUUUGCUGUCAGAAGAUUCAUCAUCAACUUUCAUGCCAGAAAGAAAAGUUAAUGGGAUGGAGGUAGAUGCAGCACUGAUAUCAGAGUCUAGUUGUUCAGAAUAUCCACCAAGCCUUGAUACACCAGGGCCACCCACACCAGCUUCUUGUACAGUUGAUACUGGAUCCACAGGACCGACUCCUGCUAAAAGAUCUCGACAGGGAAGUGCAGAUACACCUCGUUACAAACAUCCAAUAUUUCCUGCCAGUAAAUUGUUUGAAUACCAGUGGUCACAGGAUCAAGGUGCAGUAGCAGAUUGGUUUUUUUUACAAGAACAACUCAGUGAAUUUUUAGAUGUUAAAUCAUUUAGAAGAAAAUUUCCAGAGCUAACAAGGAGACCAGUGGAUAUGAAAGAAAGAGAAUAUCUGAGAGACAGAUUGGUUGUAACAGAAACACAAUGUGAUUUAGGUUUGACCGCCGUAAGAAGUGAAGAAGUUUUAGAUAUGAUGGCAAGGGAUUAUCCGGAAAAAUAUCGACAAUAUAGUGAAGUCAUCCAUGAGAGGGAAAAACAGAAGAAGAUUGAUAAACAUAAAGAAUAUGAAGUGCCAAAAUUGGAAAAAGACAAGAUGAAACUAUACAUGCAGAAAGCUAUGAAGUCAGCAUCAGAAUGGAAUGCAGGUUUUAUUAAAGAAAGGAAGACAGAAAGAAGAGCUUAUUUUGAUCAACAAACCUUUAACAUCCACUUUCCUCUGAACAGAUAUAAGAAAUUGUUACCUGAAGAUACAAAAAUCAGUGCAUAUCCAGUGGCUUUACUGCCAGGACAGUUCCAAGAAAGUUACAAACACUACUCUGGAGAUGAAUUGAAAUAUUUCCCAUUAAACACUGCAUUAUAUGAUCCACCUAAGACCAUUAAUCACAUGUUAUCUAGUCCUACAUCACAAGAAGCUGCAUCAGAAGAGGAUGGAGAUGUAAGUAUGCAGGGUAAAUCAGGUUCAGACUCUGACAGUGAUGAUGACAGCUCUAGUAGUUCUGAAGGUAGCAGUGAGGCAGAGGGAGAUCAAGAAAAGAAGGAAGAAGCAGCAGAAACAGGAUGUAGAGUUUGUAAUUUAGAAGCAGAAGAAGAAUCUGGAACAAAAGAACUUGUUCAGUGUUCAGAAUGUGCCAGACAUGGUCACCCUGCCUGUUUAGAUAUUACAGAUGAUAUGGUAGCAGUUAUAAAAACUUACCCUUGGCAAUGUAUGGAAUGUAAAACAUGUGUAGAAUGUAUGGAUCCUUUUGACGAGGAUAAAAUGAUGUUCUGUGACAAAUGUGAUAGAGGUUAUCAUACAUUCUGUGUUGGACUGAAGUCAAUACCAAAUGGUCCAUGGAAAUGUCAAAGUUGUAAAGGACCAGAAACACUCAAAACACCAAAAUCUGCUUCAAAGCGAGGAAGAGGUAGAGGUAGAGGACGUGGUCGGGGCUCAGGAAGAGGACCUGGUAGACCUCCCAAGAAUUUACAGAAUUCUCCAAAACCAACCAAAUCUCCAAAACGUGCAAACUCUCCCCAACCAGUAAGUUCUCCUAAACCAGCAAGUUCUCCUAAACCAGCAAGUUCUCCUAAACCAGCAAAUUCUCCUAAACCAGCAAAUUCUCCUAAACCAGCUGAUACAAGUGUUAAUAAUGAAUCCAGUUCAGCAGAAAGUUCCCCACCUGCUACAGAAUCACAAGAAGAAACGAGCUAAUUUCCAGGUUCUUAAAGACUGCAUAGAAAAUAUUUUUACUAUGAAAAAAAAAUGUUGUUCAUUGUUGUUUUCUUAAUUUCAUCUAACUGUGAUGUAUCCAUUAUUUGAAUUCAGAAUUAUGUUGAAACUAAGAGUUAAGAUUGGAUUAAAAAUUUAAUUGACUGGCUUGAUUACUUGUUAACCUAAUUGUUUCUGAUGUUAUGUGAAGACCCUGGAAAUUAAUGCAAUAUAAUUUUUAUGCCCCCGCCGCUAGGCGAAGGGGGCAUUAAGUGUUACCCUUGUCCCUCUGUACGUACGUAUGUCCCAAAAUUGGUUUCCGUUCUUUAGUUUGCCUCAACCAAAUGUUAUGAAACUCAUACACAAUGCUUAUUACCAUAAAACACAGAUCAAGUUCGAAUUUCACUUUUACACUUCUUUUGUUAUGUCCCUUUAUAACGUUAUAUGCAAGCGGGGGACAUAGACACAUUCUCCAUUUAUUUGUACUGAACUAUACUAAAUACUUUAAUGAUACCAAUAUGGAAUAGUUUUAAUUCCCCAUUACUUGUCUUAUUUUGUGAUAGAACAGUAAAGGAUCAAAUCUAAAAUAUUUUAACUAAAUGUGAACUGGAAUUGACCUGUCUAAAUAUAUUCAAUCACACUUAGUAAAUAACUGUUAAGACUUGGUUGGUCACUAGCACUCAUAUUAGAGUCAAAAACAAGUAAGUAAGUUUUUAUACAUCUAAAGUUAAAUCCUUUUAUAAGAAAAGCUAGACACAAAUUUUAUUUCAUUUUCUCACAUGGUGAUGCAUCGACUUUGUCAGGAUGCUUUUGUUAAUCAGAAUAGUAAGAAUACUGGAACUUAGUCCAGAAUCAACCUUUUCUUUCAUAUAUCUUUAUAUCAUGAAACAUACAAGGGGCAUUGAGUCUUACCGACAGGUUACUUCCAGUGCAAAACAAUAAAAUUCUGUUCUCUCAUGAAAAUUCAGACCCAAAAGACUUUGUUUGGGGACAUUCUUUUUUCUAGUUUCUCAAUUGAUGAUAUAUAUAUAUAUCAUUCCAGUAUGUUUGUCAAAAGGAAAUGUCUCAUGGUGCUAUAUACCAUUAAUAUUGUUUAUUUGUGUGAUAUAUGUUUAUAAUUUUCUUUGUUCAUUUGCAUAUUUUUACUACGAAAUUUUUGUAUAAAUUGAGUUAAAUGAAAUAUUUGUAAUUGCAUAAAAUGUAAACCUUGAUACAUUUAUACAGAGUAUCCCAAUGUUUUGAUGUAGUGAAGAGUAAUUGAUAGCUCUUAGGCACCUAGAUAUAAAAACAUGUGUUAAAUGAUUUUUCAUUUACUUUAAUGUUCAAAUUGGUACUUUUUAAGAAGUAUCUGUAUUUUUGAAAACUGUUGUAUGUAGUAAUUUUACUAAUUAAACAAAUGAAAACCUUAA